This is a messenger RNA of Cryptosporidium muris RN66, 2961 nucleotides long. RefSeq names its product patatin-like phospholipase family protein. Gene Ontology annotation, biological process: lipid metabolic process. The transcript has a single exon. Bases 1 to 2961 code for a protein of 986 amino acids. The record is from RefSeq and is a predicted model, not a curated record. NCBI's taxonomy places the organism in Eukaryota, Apicomplexa, Conoidasida, Eucoccidiorida, Cryptosporidiidae.
AUGAAUAAGGAAGUUCAUCAAUGUGCUCCUGUUACAGCAUUUGUCAAUAGGUGUGCCUGGCCUUUAUUUAUAGCAAUUAGGACACUUUUGAAGACGGUACUUAGUCAGAAAGCACUUGCAAACCUUGUUAUCGCAUAUGUUGUAUUGUGGUAUAUAAAUCCAUCAGAUUGUUUAGCUGAAAGAAUAUAUGGUAUUAAAGGUAAUACUGAAUAUAAUGGUAAUUUUACUUAUCAACUUGAAGAGAGCAAUGUCCUUAUUCCACAUGUCGAUGAAUCUAAUCAAUCUGAAUCUAAGAAAGAUGAUGAAUUAGAUGAAAUACUUGUAAAAUAUCCUUUACUAGAAGAUGAUGAAAUAGAUAAUAUUAGUGAAAAUAUAGAAAAAGAAACAAUAAAUAAUAUAAAAGAUAUGAAUUUGACAAACCAAGAUGGGAAGAAGAUAUACUCUACCCCAUUAACUCCACCAUCUACUUCAUCUUUUUCUUCUGUAUCAUCUUCCACAACAAUUACAGACUCUAUAUUUAAUUUAAACCCUACUUUUGAGAAACCAUAUCAAGAUGCUUCACCUUCUAAAUGUUAUAUUUUAUCUACAAGUGGCGGAGGAGCUAGAGGAUCAUUUUCAGCAGGUUUAAUUCAUGGCUUAAGUUUAUUAUAUCGAUAUCAUAGUAGAAAAUUGAGAUGGGAUGUAUUUUCUGGUGUAUCAAUUGGUAGUUUGAAUACUUAUUGGAGUCAAUUUUACAUGCAAGGUCAAGAAGUUCAUACUUCUACUGAAUCAGCUUCUGUAUGGGAAAAUUUUUCAUAUAAAAAUGUUCACAAUUGUAAAGGUACAAUAUUUAAGAAUAUACCAAAGUGGUUAUUUAGACUUAUAAAGAAUGGAACUCGUACGAAAGGUUAUUUAUGCUCUUCUUAUCCAAUGUUAUUGUUUAUGCGUCACUUAACCCAGAAUAGACCUAGAUAUAAGGAAAGAUACUGGAGUGCAGUAGCUUAUAAUUACAACUUAACAUUGCCAUAUUUUUUUAAUGAAGAGAUACCAAUUGGAUUGUUACCCUCUAUUAUUCGUACAGGAUCAUCAUACCCAGGUUUUUUUCCUCCAGCAGAUUUACCUGGUUUAGGUAUAUUUGGUGAUGGAGGUUUAUCUAGACUUCUUGACAUUAGAAAUGCAAUACAUAGGUGUUUUCAAAGUGGAAGAGCGAAAACUGAUAAAGAUAUUGUUAUAGAUAUAGUUUCGACUUCUUAUAUUAGCCAUGAACAUUUUCCUUCAAUGAGGAUUCCAACUACAGUAAGUAUGUUUGAAGGUAUUGGAUGGUAUUUUAAUAGAUAUUCUGGAGUUAGUACUUUUCAACAAUAUGAAAUUGUACAAGCUUUGAGAAGAUAUCCAAAUAUUAAAUUUCGUCACUUUUUGUCUCAUCUUGAUGCUCCUAAUUCGAUUAUUCAUAAAAUUAAUUUAUUUGAUUUUAUACCAGAUUUACUUAAAACUUCAUUAUGGGAGGGUAUUUAUUCUGGAUUUUACAAUGCAACUACUUUAAAGGAUUUCUGGAGGAGUAUAGAAAUAGAUAAUACUCCCGAAGCGUCUUGGAGAAUAUAUGGUGAUGCUAGAAUUAAUCUUCCUAAUUCUGCUAGUGAAGUCUCUAAUCCAGAUACUGAUGCAUAUGUUGAAUAUCCAUCUCUUAAAGAGAUUGAAUAUAGUGUUCCCCCAACUGUAGAAUUUAUUAAUCAAUCAAAUAUACAAAGUUCAAUGAAUGAGAUUACAGAGAUGGAGAACAUACAAUUUAAUGAUGAUAAUUCUAAUCAUAAUUAUACUCAAUUUAAUGAAACAAAGUUUAUUAAUAAUAUAAUUGAACUUCAUAGAAACUUGUUAGUAUUUAGAUACAUCGAAAAUAUUAGAGAAUUUGUACGUGAACGUGAUGAAGUAAUAAUGAGACGAAAUGAAAAUAUGAAUUUAAGUCAUAAUAUUGGAUUAAAAAAAGAUUUUUCUGAUGAAAUCGAAAGUAUCCCCUUUUUUAAGCCAUCAAAACUUUAUCUAUAUAAUAUAGAAACAGCUAUGAAUUAUGCUAAUACUGUUAGGAAAUCUUUUCAUUCGAGAUUUUAUUCUAAAGUAAAAUUUCGGAAAGUAAAAAGAAACGAAGUUAGAAUAAAAAAGAUAAGUCUUGACAUAGCUACAAAAAUUUUCAACUAUUAUCAUCAGAAAAUACAAUCACUAUAUAAUGAAUACAAUAUAUUAAUGGAACCCUUAAAUAAUAUUUAUCAUACUCUCUUUGAUUGGACAAAAAAUUGUACAAACUCUAAGCAAAAUAGAAGAUCUUCAAGAGGAAGAGCAUCGCAAAUUCCACUUUUGUAUCCUUUUAUGGAAGGUAAAGAUGGUUUUUCUUUAAUUUGGGCUCCUUAUAAGGAAAAUCCUGAAUUUAAGGAAAUGAUGACGCAUUUAAUAAAAGCUAGGUAUCCUAAUAUAGUUUGGAAAAAACCCCCAGAUAUUCAACCUGAGCAAACUAGAAGACCUAUAUGGAAUAAAUAUAAACUAAGUAUGAUUAGAUAUCUCAAAAAUCGGGAACAGACACAUUGUUGGGUAAGUCAUCCUAAAAGUCAAGAAUAUUUUAAUUUAAUUGAGAUAGAACUACCUAAAAUUAGGGAAAUUCAAAAGAAACAUGAAAUUCUAAUAAAUACUGUAACAAACUAUCAAAUAUUAAUUUGUAGAGUAGGAAUGAUGAGUAGAUAUUAUACAGCUCAAGUAGAAAAAAUUAUUAGGAAGAAUUUUAUUUAUGGAAUAGAUUUAGUUGAAUCAAUAUUUCUGAAGACAUCUAGUAAUGAUCUAUUUCUACAAAAUAAUAACUUGGAUAUAGCAGGUCAUACAGAAAAGAGUCAAUUUGAAAGAUUAUAUUGGACUAUUAAACAAGAAACUGAAGAUCCUUCAAAUACUGUAAACUUUCUAGCUGACAUUCAAUUAUCUAAUAUUCUCCCAUCUACUUGA